CAGCCCUCACGCCUUCGGCUGUUCCUGCGCGCCGGAGCCGGUGCGGGGGCUUCUCCCCCCGCCUGCCGCUGGCAGCGGGAAGUGCUGUGCCGACAGGGCAGCGGUGGAGCCGGCCCGGCAGCCGGCUUGGUAAAGGUGUGGGUGUCUGAGGAAAAAAAUAACUUUCACGCUAUCAAAAGAAUAAAUCCCGAACUCCUAACGCACUGGAUGGUAAAUGCCGAGAAGUACGGACAGCGACUGUGUCUUUUACUCGGCGCUGUGUCCGAUACGCUCACAGAGGUGCCUAUCAGACAGCCCUCCAGUGACAGCUGAACACCCCUGGGAUACAGUGAUCAAAGCUGCUAUGAGGAAGUACCCCAACCCAAUGAAUCCGUGUGUGGUAGGGGUAGAUGUCCUGGACAGAAGCCUUGAUAACCAGGGGAGGUUGCACAGUCACCGUCUUCUCAGCACAGAGUGGGGAUUGCCAAGUAUUGUAAAAGCGAUUUUAGGAACAAGCAGAACUUUGACUUACAUUGAGGAACAUUCUGUGGUAGAUCCAGUGGAAAAAAAGAUGGAGCUUUGCUCAACUAAUAUUACUCUCACAAACUUGGUGUCUGUUGAUGAGAGACUGGUUUACACACCUCAUCCAGAAAACCCUGAUAAAACUGUCCUAACUCAAGAAGCAAUUAUUACUGUUAAAGGCAUUAGCUUGAGCAGUUAUCUGGAAAGCUUAAUGGCAAACACAAUAUCUUCUAAUGCCAGAAAGGGUCGGGAUGCCCUGGAAUGGGUGAUCAGCAAACUAAACACAGAAUUGGAGGAGCUGAAGUCAACACGUGAGGGCAUGAAACCAGCCAUGGCAGCAGCAUCGACAGAAAAAUAAAACCAAAAGUACCACGUAACUGACAGAAAAGGUUUAUUCUGCAGACUGCUUUGUAGAUCUCCCUUCCAGAGCUGAUCUACAUAUGUUUUAUAUAAGAACAUUGAAUCAGUGGAAAAUAACUUAAUCUCUCAUCUCCACAGCAGCUUCUCUUGCCUACUGAAGAUGGAAAUUGACCUCCUGCAGAUGCUCUUUUCAUUUAAACAAUUUAUUUUUAACACUGGAAACAAAACAGCACAUUUCAAACUGCCUAAAUGUGCCUUGUAUAACCAAGAUAGAGAGUAUGUUAUAUUUACACCAUCUCAGUUUUUCAUACUCAAACUUGAAAAGAAGGCAUGUGUGGUAUUAAUGGUUUUCUGUGUGAAUAUUUGUUCUGUGAAAGGCUGGUAGGUACUAAAGCACUGAAUUUUGUCUGUUUUGUAAUAUGAUAGUGUUUUGUAACCAUUUAAAGGGAACUACAUGAGUCAGAACUGGAGAAUCAGAAAUCUUAUCUAGAGAUCAUCCCAGAAAGCUAAGACUUGUGCUGUACUAACUUUUCCUAUGUUGUUUAAAUGUACUGCCUGAACAAGACACACAGAUACUUUACCUCUUAGAUGUUUGUAUCCAAACAAAGAUAAAUUUUCUAUUGAUGUUAAUAGAUUGAAUCACUUUUUGAUGGGGAAGAGGGUAUAAUUUAUUUUCAUAUUUAUUAACUUGCCCUAGUUCCUCCCCUCCCUGUGAGGAGAGGAGUAGUAAUUCCUGGAAGGUGCUGGAAAAUACUUCUCUUAUUUAUCUCUAAGAAGAGUACUUGUAAACUGCUUGAAUGAAGACGCUGUACUGUUCUGGUAGUCCUUGCUCUUCACAUCUUAACUGAGGGAGAGACUGAGGCAAUAAACAGAAGAGCUGAAAUCAGAAAUAAGUGGGAAAUUUGAAACCCAAAGGGUAAGAUUUUUCUGAACAUGUACUUUUCAUGCCUUGCAUGGAGAAAACAAGAGUACAAUACAUACAAAUGGACUCUCCUGUUUAGUGUGUCCUACUAACUACUGACUACCAGCAUAACUUAAUUUUUUCAACACUUUUCCACAUUAGUACAAAAUGGCUUUAGGAUCAUUUUAAAUGCUUCUCUUUAUCUAGAAAAAUACUGCAGUAGCUGCAGAAAUGGCUUUCUAUAGAACAUGCAUAAAUAUAUAUAUAUUGAUAACAGUUCUAGCCUUGUUAGAUGUUCCCAACAUUUUCAUAUGUGGUCCAGGUAUAGUGUAUUUUGCUUAGACAGCCUUCUGUUAGGGCAUUUUAACUUAUUUUUUGAUGUGCACAGAAAGUGGAAUCAAUGUUGCAAGAACGUUUACUUGUUCAAAUGGCAAACUUGUGUUUCAGAUGCUGUUAAAGUGCAUGAGCAACUUCCAAAAAGCUAGAAGGGUAAAAUGUUGGUCGCUGUUUUGAUCUGCUAAUUUUAAAGUGUCUGUAGCUUAAGGGACAUUUCAGCAUUCUUAUUCUGUUUAGUUUUGAAAAUAAACAUUAAUUUGGGUGUAAUGAUAGUCUAGCAAAAUUACCUGAUCCUAAUGAAUAAACUUAAUUUAAAAAUACA
Messenger RNA from Apus apus (common swift), 2420 nucleotides. RefSeq names its product PRELI domain containing 3A (gene PRELID3A). Bases 215 to 859 code for a protein of 214 amino acids. Lineage: Eukaryota; Metazoa; Chordata; Aves; Apodiformes; Apodidae. Gene Ontology annotation, cellular component: mitochondrial intermembrane space. The transcript is spliced from 6 exons. Gene Ontology annotation, molecular function: phosphatidic acid transfer activity. The record is from RefSeq and is a predicted model, not a curated record. Gene Ontology annotation, biological process: phospholipid transport.